Messenger RNA from Dictyostelium purpureum, 2373 nucleotides. RefSeq lists its product as uncharacterized. The coding region runs from base 66 to 2282 and encodes 738 amino acids. The transcript is spliced from 3 exons. NCBI's taxonomy places the organism in Eukaryota, Evosea, Eumycetozoa, Dictyosteliales, Dictyosteliaceae. The record is from RefSeq and is a predicted model, not a curated record.
AAAAAAAUACCUGUUUUUAUAUAUCAAUUAAUAAUUAGCCACUAUUAAUGAUUUAAUAUUAAAAUAUGGUUUUAUCAAAAUAUUAUUUGUGUGAUGUUUAUCAUUCAAGAAUUAAUCCAGUUAAACAUACAUUUUCAUAUUCAGUAUUUUAUUUUAUAAUAGAUUUAGAUGAAUUAGAAAAUGGAACUUUAGAUAAUUAUUUAUUUGGGUAUAACAAGAAAAGAGUUAUUACAGUCAAUAAUACCGAUUAUAUGGGAAAAGAAAAUAGACCAAUCAAAGAGAAACUUAUCGAAAGAUUUAAAAUUCAUCAGAUGAACCAACCCAGCGAUAAAGACAAAGUUGAUAUUGAUGCAAUUAAAGCUGUAAAACUAAUUACCAACCCUCGUUAUUUCAACUAUUCAUUUAACCCAGUAAACUUUUACUAUUGCUAUGACGAAAAUAUGAACCUUCUUCAAGUUGUAGCCGAAAUUAAUAAUACAUUUGGUGAAACCCAUUUAUAUUUUCCAACACCAACUGAAUUCAGAGAUGAAAAUUUAAAGUAUCCAUUUAAAAACUCAAUUGGUGAACAGCCAUUCCUUAAAAGAUUUUCAAUUGCUAAAGAUUUUCAUGUUAGUCCUUUCAACUCUUUAGAUGGUGCCUAUGACUUUUACUUUUGCGAUUUAGAAAAAUGUUUUGAUAUUAGAAUCAAUUUAAUGUCCUCGUUAAAUAGCCCAAGUUUAAACAUCACCAAGCCAUGUGAACCAAAUAAAGAAAACAAAUCAAUUUAUGACUAUAUUUUAAUGACAAGAUUGUGGUCUACCCAACAACCAUUCGAGCUUUCAAGUAUUAAUAUUCUAAAGCUUUUAUUGCGUUAUCCAAUUGCUGCCUUUAAAACUGUACCAAGAAUUUUAUACGAGGCUGGUAGAUUACAUUGGGGUAAAAGUUUGAAAAUCUAUGCCAAGCCAAAUCCCCCAUUAGAGAAUACAACAAUUCUUAUCAAACCAUCUGCAAACGAGCUAGCUGCUUACAAUUUUUUCUUAGACUAUGUAAAACAAUUCAAAAAUAUUAAUAUUGAAUUGUAUUUACCAGACUCCACCGAAUUCAUACAAAUUAAUACAUGUGAUAGUGAUACUGGAGAGCCAAUUAAAAUCUCAAUUAAAAACUAUGAAUUCUUUUGGAAAUUAUUUUUAUUUAAUAAAAUAACUUCAUCAUCACAACCAUCAACUCCAUUAAAAGCAUUCAGCUCGAAAGCAAUCGGUUUAGCAUAUAUUAUUUGGAAUGAUAUUUCAGAAUUUAUAAAUAUCGAGAAUAUCUAUUCAUUCUUUUUAUUUAAUCAUAAAAAUCAAAUUAAAAAUCAAUAUACUUUUAAUUCAAAUAAUAACUUUAAAGAAAUUAUAGAAAAACUAAAUAUUAAUAAUAAUACUGGUGAAAUUAGAAUUUUAGAAAUCGGUUGUAAUUUAUCUUAUUAUUUAAUAAAUGAGAAUUAUUUAGACAAUAAUAGCAAUAUAAAGUUAACAAUUUUAAUAGAAUCCAAAGAACUAUAUCAAUAUCAUCUAUCCAAUUUAAAUAAUAAAUAUUCAAAUGUACAAUUUAUCAACAUGGAGCUAUCAAACUUUAUCGAGAAUUUCAAAGGGGAAAAUAAAUUUGAUACAAUUAUUUCAAUGGAUUCAAAUUGCAAUAACUUGAACGAUUUUAAUCAAUAUUUAAAUUAUUAUAAAUCAAUAUCAAAAAUCAACUCAAUUAUUUUUAUACAAAAUAUUAACAAACAAGGUGAUAAUUCUGACAAACCAGCAAGAAAAUCAUCAUUUAAAAACAAUUAUUGUAAACUCAUCGACCACAUAGGUAGAAAAUAUUGGGCCCUUAUGGCAAAAUUCCAACAUAAUCCAUUUUAUUUAGAAGAGAGAUAUAUCGAUUUAAUGAAUAUCUUAAAGAAAUCAUCAAUUAAUUGCCACAUAAAUGAUGACUCUGACCUCAAUGAUAAUAUUGCAAGUAAUGAAUCAUUUAAAAACUAUUUGAGUAAUCAACAAGAUUCAAAUGAAUUUAAAUUAAAAUCAUUUGAAACUAUUGAUAAUUCAGAUAUUAUUAAAAUCAUUGAAGGUUGGAUCCAAGAUGCUAAUCAAAACCAAUCGAUGUUUUUAAUUAAGCUUCAAGAAAUGGCGAUGAGACAUGGUUGUCUUUUAAAAAUGAAUCAGGUAGAAAUCGAUGAAAUAUAUAGGGCUGUAACAUUCCACUUAAAUUUAAUAUUAUCAACUUUUAAAAAUAAUAAUUUAAUAAUUUCAAAUUUUAUAAUCGAAAAUAAAUAAAAAUAAAUAACUAUAAUAUAAAUAUAAAAAUAUAAAAAUAAUAAAUAAAUAAAUAAAUAAAAUAAAUAAAAAAUUAAAAAGUAGUAUUACC